This is a messenger RNA of Budorcas taxicolor (takin), 2797 nucleotides long. RefSeq names its product integrin subunit beta 2 (gene ITGB2). The record is from RefSeq and is a predicted model, not a curated record. Gene Ontology annotation, biological process: integrin-mediated signaling pathway; cell adhesion mediated by integrin; cell migration. Gene Ontology annotation, molecular function: integrin binding; amyloid-beta binding. Gene Ontology annotation, cellular component: focal adhesion; integrin complex; cell surface. The transcript is spliced from 16 exons. The coding region runs from base 109 to 2418 and encodes 769 amino acids. NCBI's taxonomy places the organism in Eukaryota, Metazoa, Chordata, Mammalia, Artiodactyla, Bovidae.
AGUGUCUUCCCAGACCUGUGAAGCACCAGCCUGGUGAAGAGCAGAGCCGAAGCCCCUGCCAGUCCAGCUGGGACACCCCUGCCGUGGUCUCCAGGGCAUCCAGGGGACAUGCUGCCCCAGCGCCCCCAGCUGCUAUUCCUAGCGGGCCUGCUUGCCCUCCAGUCCGCCCUGUCCCAGGAGUGCACCAAGUACAAGGUCAGCACCUGCCGGGACUGCAUCGAGUCGGGCCCCGGCUGUGCCUGGUGCCAGAAACUGAACUUCACAGGGCAAGGGGAGCCCGACUCCACUCGCUGUGACACACGGGCGCAGCUGCUGUCAAAGGGCUGCCCAGCUGAUGACAUCAUGGAACCCAAGAGCCUCGCUGAGACCCGGCAGAGCCAGGCGGGCAAACAGAAGCAGCUGUCCCCACAGGAAGUGACUCUCUACCUGAGACCAGGUCAGGCAGCUGCGUUCAACGUGACCUUCCAGAGGGCCAAGGGCUACCCCAUCGACCUGUACUAUCUGAUGGAUCUCUCCUACUCCAUGGUGGACGACCUCGCCAACGUCAAGAAGCUGGGAGGUGACCUGCUCCGGGCCCUCAAUGACAUCACCGAGUCGGGCCGCAUCGGUUUCGGGUCCUUCGUGGACAAGACUGUGCUCCCCUUCGUCAACACGCACCCCGAGAAGCUGAGGAACCCCUGCCCCAACAAAGAGAAGGAGUGCCAGCCCCCGUUCGCCUUCAGGCACGUGUUGAAGCUCACCGACAACUCCAAACAGUUCGAAACAGAAGUCGGGAAGCAGCUGAUCUCGGGGAACUUGGACGCCCCUGAGGGUGGGCUGGACGCCAUGAUGCAAGUGGCCGCGUGCCCGGAGGAAAUUGGCUGGCGCAAUGUCACCAGGCUGCUAGUGUUCGCCACAGACGAUGGGUUCCACUUUGCGGGCGAUGGAAAGCUGGGUGCCAUCCUCACCCCCAACGAUGGCCGCUGCCACCUGGAGGACAACCUGUACAAAAGCAGCAACGAAUUUGACUACCCAUCGGUGGGCCAGCUGGCACACAAACUGGCAGAAAGCAACAUCCAGCCCAUCUUCGCGGUAACCAAGAAGAUGGUGAAAACGUACGAGAAGCUGACAGAGAUCAUCCCCAAGUCUGCAGUCGGGGAGCUGUCUGAAGAUUCCAGGAACGUGGUGGAGCUUAUCAAGAGUGCCUACAAUAAACUGUCCUCCAGAGUAUUCCUGGAUCACAACACCCUCCCUGACACCCUGAAAGUCGCCUACGACUCCUUCUGCAGUAACGGGGUGUCACAGGUGGACCAGCCCAGAGGGGACUGCGACGGCGUCCAGAUAAAUGUCCCGAUCACCUUCCAGGUGAAGGUCACAGCCACCGAGUGCAUCCAGGAGCAGUCCUUCACCAUCCGGGCGCUGGGCUUCACGGACACAGUGACCGUGCGGGUCCUUCCCCUGUGCGAGUGCCAAUGCCGGGACGCCAGCAGGGACCGCAGCGUCUGCGGUGGCAGAGGCUCGAUGGAGUGCGGCGUCUGCAGGUGCGACGCCGGCUACAUCGGGAAGAACUGCGAGUGCCAGACGCACGGCCGGAGCAGCCAGGAGCUGGAGGGCAGCUGCCGCAAGGACAACAGCUCCAUCAUCUGCUCGGGGCUGGGGGACUGCGUCUGCGGGCAGUGCGUGUGCCACACGAGCGACGUGCCCAACAAGAAGAUCUACGGCCAGUUCUGCGAGUGCGACAACGUCAACUGCGAGCGCUACGACGGCCAAGUCUGCGGGGGCGACAAGAGGGGGCUCUGCUUCUGCGGCACCUGCAGGUGCAACGACCAGCAUGAGGGCUCGGCGUGCCAGUGCCUCAAGUCCACUCAGGGCUGCCUCAACCUGGACGGCGUCGAGUGCAGCGGCCGCGGCCGAUGCCGCUGCAACGUGUGCCAGUGCGACCCCGGCUACCAGCCGCCCCUGUGCAGCGAGUGCCCGGGCUGCCCCGUGCCCUGCGCGGGCUUCGCCCCCUGCACCGAGUGCCUGAAGUUCGACAAGGGCCCCUUCGCCAAGAACUGCAGCGCAGCGUGCGGGCAGACGAAGCUGCUGUCCAGCCCGGUGCCCGGCCGCAAGUGCAAGGAGCGCGACUCCGAGGGCUGCUGGAUGACCUACACCCUGGUGCAGCGCGACGGGCGGAACAGAUACGAUGUGCACGUGGACGACAUGCUCGAGUGUGUGAAGGGCCCCAACAUCGCUGCCAUUGUGGGGGGCACCGUGGGGGGAGUUGUGCUCGUCGGCAUCCUCCUGCUGGCCAUCUGGAAGGCCCUGACACACCUGAGCGACCUCAGGGAGUACCAUCGCUUCGAGAAGGAGAAGCUCAAGUCCCAGUGGAACAACGAUAACCCUCUUUUCAAGAGUGCCACCACGACAGUCAUGAACCCUAAGUUUGCCGAGAGUUAGGGGUGCCUGGUGAAGACAAGGCCUUCUGCACCACCCAGACGGGAACAUGCCCUCUCCUCGUCCCCUCCAGCAGGCUGACCGUGACCCUGCUGCUUAGUGGACGCAGCUGAUGAUGCUUGACAAGUUCACUGUUAACCAAAAAUGCACUGCUUUUCCUGCCCAGCAUGAUGGGCGUGGCCAGAUUAUCCUAUGGGCUCAGGGUAAGGGUCAGCUUCCCCCUUCUGAUGUGAAUGACUUUUGAUAGCAAGUCAGAGAAGGAAUUGCCUGCAUUUUGUAUGGUUACACACAGGUCCUUUGUAAAAAUUAGCACAGCAAUCUGAUGAAGAAUUAUUUAUGUGUGAACUUCUCAGGGUAUGAAGUUACAUCCCCUUGGUUAUGC